CAUGGAGUGGUAAUCCUUCCAGGUAUCGUGGAGCUCCGCGAGGAUGUCCCGCUGAAGCCGGGCGGCGGGGCGGGCGCGCGGCUGUGCGCCGGCGGACCGCGCCUCAUCCUCGCCGCCUUCGCGGUCCUCACCGCCGCCGUCACACUGGCUCUGCUCACCCAAAUCUACUAUGGAGACUAUGAGGUGGUCCCGCACGGCUCGGUGUCGUCGUCGGCGGCGGCGUGCUCGCGCGCGGGCACGGCGGUCCUGCGGGCGGGUGGGCGCGCCUCCGACGCCGCCGCCGCCGCCGCACUCUGCCUCGCCGUCCUCGCCCCGCACCGGACUUCACUCGAUGCGAGUGGAUCGCUAGUGUACUGGGAGUACAGAUUGUCGCGCACCCAGCUGCCGACGGUGGUUGAGUGGGGGGGCGUGGAAGAGGUCGCAGUGAAUACAAGCGUUCGUCCACCGCGUCUACUGGUGGCUCUUGCCGCGCUGCAUGAGAAGCUUGGCGUUCUGUCCUGGGCGCAGGUGUUGCAGCCGGCGAUUGACAUCGCUAGAGAAGGAUUCCCGGUAUCAGAUAGUCUAGCGUUAGAAGCGCAGUCGCGAGGCAUCGAAGGCUACGCGCCCGCCGCACUGCGCACCGAGCCUGCAAUCGCUGACUACCUGGAAUCUCUACAGCAAAAUACUACGACAGAGUUAUGUGCAGUGUGGCCGUGCGACGCGGUGCGUUGGCGGUCAGCGAGCGCGGCGCCGGCGGGGCGCUGGCGCGUGUGGGCGGCGGGCGCGGGGGGGGCGGCGGCGGCGCGCGCACUGGGGGCGCUCGCCGACCCCCCCGCCGCGCCCGGCACUGCUCUCACGCGAGUAAUAGCCAGCCUGCAGGCGGCGGGGCGGGCGGCGGGGCGGGGCGCGGCGGCGGGGCUGGCCGUCGUCGACUCGCAGGACACCUACGCGGCUCUCGUCACAGGUCUCUCGACGCCGUUUGGGUCUGAGGCCGGGGCACCCAGCUCGGGCAGCGCCUGGGUGCGAGACACACCCACCGCUCCGCUGGACCUCGCGCCAGCAAUCAUUACCGACGAGACCGUUUGCGGCACUCGCUACGUGAUGGGCGCGGAGUCAGCCGCAGCGCUGGCCGAGGGCGCGACGAACGCCUUGCUGGCGGGGAGCGCGGGCGCGGUGGACGCGGUGGAGCUCGCCCGCGUGCUCGUGCUGCCCGACGGCUCGCUGGCGCUGGAGCCCGGGCGUACCGCCCCCGAGCUCCCCGGCCUCGCCCCGCUCCCCACCCUCAACGCCUCCACGCCCCUGCCCGCGCUCAACUUCGUCCAGCAGAUAGGCGACGCGUUGCUCUCGCACGCCGACAGCCGCGGCGGCGGGCUCGCGUCGCGCUUCUGAUUUAUUUAUUGUUGUCUUUAUAUUUCGUUGUUAAUAAAUUAUUGCUUUU
Molecule: messenger RNA, 1417 nt
Organism: Melitaea cinxia (Glanville fritillary)
Lineage: Eukaryota; Metazoa; Arthropoda; Insecta; Lepidoptera; Nymphalidae
Product: glutathione hydrolase 6-like
Exons: 8
Cellular component (GO): extracellular exosome
Source: RefSeq, a predicted model, not a curated record